This is a messenger RNA of Symbiodinium natans, 423 nucleotides long. The record is from the annotation of a GenBank genome assembly. NCBI's taxonomy places the organism in Eukaryota, Dinophyceae, Suessiales, Symbiodiniaceae.
AUGUUCUCACGUUUGUGCUUGUGUGCAGCGCUUGCAGCUCUGACUGCUGCAUCGCCUGGACUCCGAGGCUUAACAAAUACAAGCGACAGCACCGCGGCACAGCGCUCCGCAACGGGCUGCGACUGCUCCUGGCUUGCGCGCGAUGACUGCAUCAGCCAGGAUGCCUGUGCAGUCUCCUGCCGCCAAUCGCAUGGGUCACCUUGCACAGCGGGGACACCUGGGGCCCCCGCUGGGGCGCCAAGCAAUGCAGCAUGCCAGGCAAGUUGUGAUUCCAGCUUUGGCAGUUGCAACCGAUGGUGUCACAUUCCACCUGGCGGUGGUCCGUACUACACAGACGCAGAGGAGGAAGCACUGAAGGGCCAAAUCAUGCAGUGCGAAGGUGCAUGCACCGUGACACGCGGGACUUGCUACCAGAAUUGCUAG